UAGCAUAGCUGCUCUAAAACGAUUCGUUUCAUCAUGUUACGAGAAGAACUACAUUCUCUCCUUUUCCCGCGUUAUCACCUCGCUAAUUUUGGUUACGAAAGAUUCAAAAGGUAAACGAACAAUCAACAAUCAGUUUCAGUCUCCGUGUGCACGAGUUCACUCCAACAAUGUCUGAUUCGAAGAAGCGAUGGACGGUAACAUACACAAAACACGUCAAACAGAAACGCAAAGUCUACCAAGACGGAUUCCUAGUGCUCAACGUUUCCACCGGCAAGUUAUCGCUGUAUGAUGAAUGCGAGAAAUUGUUGGAGUGUAGGAUCUUGAAGAACGAUGAAAUUGUUGAAUCUGGUGAGAGUUUGACGUUCAAUAGUCACCUUGUUGAUAUCGGUAGUCUCGAGGGAGAAAACAAGCCUCAACCUCAUUUGAAUGUUGAUAUAAAACAAAAGAAUGUUUCCAGAUUCAGAACUACUGACGUCAAAAGUAAUGCAAAGGAGACUAUUGAGCGGACACGGAAACCUCUCAGUCCGUCACAAAAAAUUAUCAAAGAAUUUAAGAAUAAGAAGAGAGAAAUUCUUAAGUACGAGUCACCAAAGAUCAGUCAUGAAACACCAAAACCUAGUACAACAGAGUGGCAAGUUCUAUACACCAGUCAAAUGACUCAGAAGGCAAAGAAGUACCAUGAUGGUUUUGUAGAACUUGUUUUUUCCGGAUCUCGAGGGGCACAGGUUAGGCUGUUUGAUGCAAACAGGAAUCUCUUAGAUAGCAGGUUUCUUAAGAAAGAUGACGUAAUUAAACCUGGUGAAUCAGUUGCAUUUGAUACAUAUUUGGUUGACAUUAGUGAGGAUCAAGGAAGUCAUACACCAGAUUCCAUUGUUAAGGGAGGCAAUUGUACUAAUGUACAAAGAAUACAAAAGAUAGACAGACAGCAAACUUCUCUGGACAAUGAUACCCAUGUAACUGUUGGAAAACGUGAAUGGCAUGUCCUAUACACAACACAAUUAACUCAAAAAGCAAAGAAGUUUCAUGAUGGCUUUUUACAACUAGAAUUGUGUGGAUCCCUUGGGCGGCAGGUCAUACUGUAUGAUUUGAGCAAAAGACCUCUAGAACGCAGGUUUCUAAAGAAAGAUGAAGUUAUAAGAGCUGGCGAAUUAUUAUAUUUUGCUGGACAUUUAGUUGAUGUCGGAGAACCUGAAGGUAGUCAUCAAUCUCCGGUGAAGUUGAGUGAACGAGGGACUGGUGGCGAAAAUGUUGUUGAGAAGAGACAACUAAGACAUGGAGAAAAGACCUGUCACAAGCUCUAUCCAUCUACUGCUAAAGAACAACAACCUUCAAGCAGGCCUUGUCUUCGGAAAGAUGCAGGCUUGAACUCUCAUUUUUCAGUGAUAGAAGAGAUAAAAUCAAACAAGACAGUAGUCAAGCCUUCAUGCGAAGGACAACCUUCGAGCAGACCUUCUCUUCGCCAAGAUGCAGGCUUGAGCUCUCAUUUUGCAGUGAUAGAAGAGAUAAAAUCAAACAAGACAGUUCCAGUAGUCAAGCCUUUACACGAUGGACAACCUCCGAGCCGGCCUUGUUUUCGGCAAGAUACAGACUUGAACUCUCAAUUUGCCGGGAUAGAAGCGAUAAAAUCAAACAAGACAGUCCCAGUAGUCAAGCCUUUACGUGAUGUUAAUCAAAUAUUGUUCUUUUUACAAGACCCUAAGCCUCAUGACUGUUAUGUGAAAGGUGGCCGAUCUCCCAAUAGGUCAUAUCAAAAUAUUCUGGAUAGGGAAUCAACGGAGACUGUGAUAUCCCCUGAUAUUGCAUCUACCAAAGUAGCACCAUCAACACUGCUUAAUUUGGGUUCUGCAGCAGCAUGUGAUGGUGGUAGUUUCCAGUUUAGAGAGAACGUCAAAAUGUCCAACCAGCCCUACUCAGACAAGAAAGCUCAGGAAAAUAUCAAUGAGGCAGAUUUUGACUUAUUAAUAUCAAGUCCGGGUGGUCAUUCUUCUUGCCCCAUUUCCAAUGAAGGAGAGACUGCUGAGGAGUUCUCGCAUGAAAGGGAAGCAUUCCCAAGCUUUGACCUUGGAUUUUGACGGGCAAUGCAUCUUAGAAGUAUGUAUAUAUUAUUUUCCUUAUCACUUAAGGAGUUAAGGAAGGCUACCAUCCUAGAUGUUUUUAUGUUCCUGCUGCAACCUUUUGGUAUACGGCAUAUACCUUAUAUCACAUAAUCAUUAAGAUUGAAAUGACAAAAGAAACAUUUCCCAUCUAUUUGUCUGCUGAAUUAGACAUGCUAUUUGUCUAUAUUAGAAAUGACAAAAGGAUGGAAGAGUUGUGAUAGUCCCGCGGCCAAGCAACACAUUGUUAUGUGCAUCUGCUGGGUACAAAUCCAAAUCCCGGUAGCCUCCCUUUGCAUUUUGCCAUUUAAAAAAAAAAAAAAAAAAGGAAGAAGCAAAAGCUUCAAUGUUA
Molecule: messenger RNA, 2445 nt
Organism: Trifolium pratense (red clover)
Lineage: Eukaryota; Viridiplantae; Streptophyta; Magnoliopsida; Fabales; Fabaceae
Exons: 15
Coding region: 168-2072 (634 amino acids)
Biological process (GO): double-strand break repair
Cellular component (GO): nucleus; site of double-strand break
Source: RefSeq, a predicted model, not a curated record